Molecule: messenger RNA, 1533 nt
Organism: Archocentrus centrarchus (flier cichlid)
Lineage: Eukaryota; Metazoa; Chordata; Actinopteri; Cichliformes; Cichlidae
Gene: mtfmt
Product: mitochondrial methionyl-tRNA formyltransferase
Exons: 9
Coding region: 73-1218 (381 amino acids)
Biological process (GO): biosynthetic process; conversion of methionyl-tRNA to N-formyl-methionyl-tRNA
Cellular component (GO): mitochondrion
Molecular function (GO): methionyl-tRNA formyltransferase activity
Source: RefSeq, a predicted model, not a curated record
GCGGUGACGGAAGUAACCAAAGCCAUGGCGGCGCCCUGUGAGCGCUGACACUGGUGCCGGGAGACCUUCAUCAUGUGGACCAGCGGGAGGAAAAUAGGAGCUUUUCUAAAACUUCUGAAGCGCUGUCAGCGCUGCCGUUGGGGAGCAGUGCGGAGGGGGCCGGCUGAAGGCCGGCUCUGCAGAUUGUUAUCAUCAUCAUCAGCAGCAGCAGCAGCCCCCCCGUGGAAGCUCCUGUUCUUCGGCACCGAUCAGUUUGCUGUGGAAUCUCUGAAGCUUCUCACAGCCAGCAGGAGCUCUGGUGAAGGGAUAGUGGAGACCCUUGAAGUUGUUACCUUGACUGGAGAUGUACCAGUGAAGAGGUUCGCUCAGCAGAACCACCUUCCAGUCCACAGCUGGCCCCCUGACGAUGUGGAGGGACGGUUUGACGUUGGAGUGGUCGUGUCUUUUGGCUGCUUACUUCCUGAGAGGCUAAUCAAGAAGUUUCCAUACGGGAUUUUGAAUGUUCACCCCAGCCUGCUGCCAAGGUGGCGAGGUCCAGCGCCUGUCUUCCACACCAUCAUGCAUGGCGACAGCAUGACAGGAGUUUCCAUCAUCCAGAUUCGCCCUCACAGGUUUGACACGGGCCCUGUUCUUAACCAGCAACUCUAUCAGGUCCCUAAGAACUGCACUGCUGAUGAGCUCGGAGCUACUCUAGCCACAGUGGGGGCACGUCUUCUGAUUAACACACUGAUGUCACUGUCUGAGAGAAUAGAAAAUAAAAGGGAGCAAGGACAAAGCGGCGCAACAUUCGCCCCAAAAAUCAAGACGUCCAUGAGCUGGAUGGUGUGGGAGGAACAGACUUGUGACCAAAUUGACCGUCUCUAUCGUUCCAUUGGGUCUCGGAUACCUUUGAGGACUAUGUGGAUGGGCAUGACAAUAAAACUUCUGGAUUUUGCAGGAAAAUGUCACAUUUCAUUAUCAGAUCAAGAGAGGAAACCCAUACCUGGUUCAGUGAGCUUUCAGAAGGAGACGAAUACUCUGGCAGUUUGCUGUAAGGAUGGCUGGGUGGGAUUCAGGGCAGUGCUCCUUAAAAAACGACUCACUGCAGCUGAUUUCUAUAAUGGCUACCUGCACCACACGCUGCACAACAACACGCUGUGUGAGACGGCCGAAGGACAGUUUGUCAGUAAAAAAGGAGGAACUGAAGUGCAUCAAAUGAGAAGGAACUCAAAGCUGUGAUGCGACAAUAAUAUUCUCACAUGAUCAUCUGAUGGCAUUUAUUACAAUAACAAUGGCAGUUGUUAAUGUGUUAUACUUGUCUGUUUUAAGGCAUCUGCAUUUAUGCUACAUUUAUUCUCUACUGUAUUUAUGCUGUGUUGCAAUAAAUGAAUGUAAUGUUGAUUGACAGACAACAGGAACAAUUAUGAACUGAUUAUCACUGCAUGAAAAGUGGGUUUUUCGACAGUUUCUUGUAUGUAAUAUUGACGCGCGCCUUGAGUUUUAGGGCUCUCCGCAGGAGGCUUUGGCCAGAACAAUAAACUGUAGGGAAACUGC